This is a messenger RNA of Raphanus sativus (radish), 2064 nucleotides long. RefSeq names its product protein DA1-related 6. NCBI's taxonomy places the organism in Eukaryota, Viridiplantae, Streptophyta, Magnoliopsida, Brassicales, Brassicaceae. Gene Ontology annotation, molecular function: ubiquitin binding. The coding region runs from base 1 to 1773 and encodes 590 amino acids. The record is from RefSeq and is a predicted model, not a curated record. The transcript has 12 exons.
AUGUCUGGAAACUAUGGUGAAAGAUCGGAGAAGAAAAGGAAAGAGCUUUUUGAUUUGGGGCAAGACUCUCAGCAUAUUCCACUAGCAGCUCAAGUGCCGUGCUCUGUUUCUCUGAUUUUGUCUUUAAAUUCGUCUCAUUUUGGGAUCACUUUCUGUUUCAGACCAAGCUUGUACCUCAGGCCGUCAGAUCGGAUGGGGUGCUUCGGCUCCAAAUCCUCCACUUCUGAGCAGGAUCCUUUUGAAGCUGAAACUGAUAUCGUCAGACAAGUGUCAUCGUAUGAUGCUCACGUUCAAGAAGAAGAAGAUGAGCAGGUUGCUUUGGCCAUUCAACAAUCUCAACAAGAGGCAGAGGAAAGAAGGCGGCGCACCAGAGACUUAGAAGAGAAGCAUGCACAGGAAAGAGGAGAAACCCAAAAUUAUGACAACUCUUCUUCUUCUUUGAAAUACAAACAAGAUGGACAGGCUUCUGAGGAGAAAGACAAAAGAAAACAGUUUGAAGAACACGUGAAGCAGGAUGAACAACUUCCUCCUCCUCCUCCUCCUCCACUUGAAGAAGAACAUAACAACAUUUCCUCUAGAGCUGCCUUGGAUGAUGAGCAGCGGAUUAGCAGGGAGAGUUUGAAGGAUAAGGGUCAAACAAAGCCAUCUGAAGAUGACGACAAUGGAAAGCUCGUUGAGGCGAUUCCUCCUCCUCGCAUGUGUGGUGGUUGCCACUUUGAGAUUGAAGACGGAGGAUCUAGUGUGGAUGUCAAUGGUGUUCCUUGGCAUCCUAAAUGUUUCUCUUGUGGUGCUUGCCACAACCCAAUUGCUAUCCACGACGUUCAUAACCAUGUUUCAAACUUAAGAGGCAAGUUUCACGAGGCCUGCUAUGUACGGUACUGCUAUGUCUGCAAAGAGAAGAAGAUGAAAGAAUACCACCAGCAUCACUUCUGGAGGGAGAAGUACUGCCCUGCUCAUGACUCUGAUGGAACUCCCAAGUGUUGCAGUUGCGAGAGGCUAGAGCCUAGGGGAACGGGUUUCGUAAUGCAUGAUGAUGGAAGGUGGCUAUGUCUAGAAUGUAUGGAAUCAGCGGUUAUGGAUACUUACGAGGCCCAUAAUCUGCACUUGGAGAUCCGUGAAUUCUUCCAUGGCUUAAACAUGGAGAUUGAGAAAGAGUUUCCUCUUCUUUUGGUUGAGAAACAAGCGCUGUAUAAAGCUGAGGAGGAAGAGAAGAUUGAGGAUCAGCAUGGUGUGGUAACCAGAGGUAUUUGCCUGUCUGAAGUGCAAACUGUCACAAGUGUGUCAAAAGGGCCAAAGAGGGGAGGGCUUAACAAGAAGCAGCUAGAAGGCAAGGUCACGGAAUCUCAACAGGUUGACAGUGGAUGUCCGGUCACUGCAAUUCUCAUCUUAUAUGGACUUCCUAGGUUACUAACCGGAUCUCUCAUGGCUCACGAGAUGAUGCAUGCUUAUCUUAGACUCAAUAAAUAUAAUAAUUUGAACAAGGUUCUGGAAGAAGGACUAUGCCAAGUGCUAGGGCACAUGUGGUUGGAGACUCAGAGAUACGCCCCUAUUGAUGUUUCUGCGGCUUCUUCUUCUUCUUCUUCUUCAUCAAAUGCGGCAAAGAAAGGUGAGUGGUCUGAACUCGAGAAGAAGCUGGUGGACUUUUACAAGAAUGAGAUAGAGACAGCUGAGUCAGAAGUCUAUGGUGAAGGGUUCAGGAUAGCUAACAAUAUGGUGACAAAUUCCAGCCUCCAUGAAACCCUCAAAGAGAUUAUUCUUCGCGGCCGGGGUUGAAGAAGAUGAAGAAGAAGACCAUCUCAGAUUCAAUGUUUUUGAAUCAGUUCAUGUACGUACGAAAUAUAUAUAUGAUUGUACACUUAUGCACGUUUUGGCUUUUUUCCUUUUUUGGUGUGUCUUCUUUUCGUCAUUGUCUUCUUUUGUGUGUAAAACUGUUUUUCUUCUUGAUUUGCCGGUAUAGUUGGAGCUGUUCCUCCGAACCACUAGUUCCCAUUCCCCGUAGGCUUUUUUUUUUCUUCUUGAAACUGAUUGUCACUGUGACUACUGAGUAGAGAUGUUUUCUCUGUC